Molecule: messenger RNA, 4761 nt
Organism: Capra hircus (goat)
Lineage: Eukaryota; Metazoa; Chordata; Mammalia; Artiodactyla; Bovidae
Product: 28S ribosomal protein S17, mitochondrial
Exons: 6
Coding region: 636-1982 (448 amino acids)
Biological process (GO): mitochondrial translation; negative regulation of transcription by RNA polymerase II
Cellular component (GO): ribosome; mitochondrial small ribosomal subunit
Molecular function (GO): DNA-binding transcription repressor activity, RNA polymerase II-specific; structural constituent of ribosome
Source: RefSeq, a predicted model, not a curated record
GGGAGGCUUUCGUCAGAGCCUGGCUGGCCCCGGCGGCAGGUCCAGCCCCAGGGGCCCCGUCACUGGGCGUCAUUGGCUCAGGCAUCCGGGCCCUCAUCACCUUCUCCCGCCUCGGUCGGGACGGGCGGCGGCGGCUGCGGCGUCAGGGGGCGGAGCCGCCCGCGGCGCCCUUUGUCUGUGCAGGCGGGUGCUCAGCCUGAAAUUGUGUCUCUCAGAAUCUCUGCCUGGGGGCAGAUUCGAAUAUCAUAGUGACGUAUGUACAUGUAGGAUUGAUGCCUUUAGUGAAAAAAACAACAACAACAGUGUAAUAGCCAACUUCAGGAACCUCCACAUCUCAACUCUACAUGAACAAGGCAAAAUCCUGAGAGUGGCUGCCCUGGGAAGCAGAAAUCACUCUCAUGGAUAUCCACUGGCUCCUGACCCUCUCCUGAGAUCAGGCACCUUUAAUACCUGCGACUGGCUGUUGCCUUUAAGGCACUGGAAAAUCAGCCUUCAGGGACUGACAGGGCUGCUGAAGCUGUUAGAACUGGGAUGUCUCCUGACUGUCGUGCCCGAAGAGAAUAAGCCUUUGGUGACAUUACAACUGAAGGACUGCGAAGAGGUGCAGCCAUCCUCGUGGAGGACUGAAUCCAGGAAUGCCCUCUCAGGAUGCCACACUUUCCCAAGAAGGAAACACAGAGAAGGAAAUGAAUGUUGGAUCACAGACAGUCAUGUCUCAGGAAUCACUGACAUUCCAGGACGUGGCUGUGGACUUCACCAGAGAAGAGUGGGACCAGCUGUACCCUGCUCAGAAGAACCUCUACCGAGAUGUGAUGCUGGAAAACUAUAGGAAUCUGGUUGCACUGGGGCAUCAACUGUAUAAGCCAGAGGUGAUCACUCAGUUGGAGCAGGAGGAACAGUGGAUGAUGGGAAGAGUCAGCCCACCAGACACUCAUCCAGAUGGGGAGAAUAGACCAGAAAUUAAAAAAUCAAACCAUAAUAUUUCUGAUGAAAAUCAAACCCAUGACAUGAUAAUGGAGAGACUAACAGGAGACAGUUUCUGGUACUCCAUCUUAGGUGGACUCUGGGAGUUUGAUUACCAGUUAGAAUUCAACCAAGAAAACCAGCAGAGAUACUUAGGACAAGUAUCUUUCACCCACAAAAAGAUCACACAGGAGAGAGGCCUUGAAUGUAGUAGAUUUGGGGAAAACUAUAAUCUAAACUCAAACCUUCUUAUGCAACAGAGAAUUCCUUCAAUGAAAAUACCCCUUAAUUCUGACAUACAAGGAAAUAGCAUCAAACAUAAUUCAGACCUGAUUUACUAUCAGGGAAACUACAUAAGAGAAAAUCCUUAUGAAUAUAACGAGUGUGGAAAAAUCUUCAAUCAACAUCUUCUUCUUACUGGUCAUAUUCAUACUGAAGGGAAACACAGUGAAUGCAGGAAGGCCUUCAGCCAGAACUCAUCUCUUGCUCAACCUCAGAUGGUCCUCACAGGAGAGAAACCCUAUAAGUGUGAUGAAUGUGGGAAAAGAUUCAGCCAGAGAAUACACCUUAUUCAACAUCAGAGAAUUCACACGGGAGAAAAACCUUUUAUAUGCAAUGAAUGUGGGAAAGCCUUCCGUCAACAUUCAUCCUUUACUCAGCAUCUGAGAAUUCAUACUGGAGAGAAGCCCUAUAAAUGUAAUCAGUGUGGUAAAGCCUUUAGCCGGAUCACAUCCCUUACUGAACAUCAUAGACUUCACACUGGAGAAAAACCUUAUGAAUGUAGUUUUUGUGGGAAAGCCUUCAGCCAGAGGACACAUCUUAAUCAGCAUGAGAGAACUCACACAGGAGAGAAACCUUAUAAAUGUAAUGAAUGUGAAAAAGCCUUCAGCCAGAGUGCACACCUUAAUCAACAUAGGAAAAUCCACACUCGGGAGAAAUUGUGUGAAUAUAAUAAAUGUGAGAAAACCUUAAGCCACAGUCCUUCCCUUACUCCACAGCACAUAACUCAGAAUUUUUAGCUUUGUCCUGAUGGGGGUGGUGGGGGUGGUAAGGGAAUCAUAUGAAUAUAUAAAUAUAGGAAAAUUGGGGUUAGACCUUUUCAUCCUGUUCAAUAUCAGAUUAUUCAUAGUGGGGAGAAAGCUUAUAAAUAAACUUUUAAUGCAUAGAAGGCAAAUAAAUUUAGACCUUAAAUUUAGCAUAUUAUAUUCCCAAGAGAAGUUAUACAUAAUGAAAAUAUUUUAUAAACAAGAUUAUAUUAGGAGACAUGUUCCAAACUUUUUUUAAUGACCAGAUAUCCUGUAGGCAAUGACCUAUCAUUAUUCCCUUGUGAUUUUUAUAGCAUACAAUUUUUAAAUUAUAUAAACAUUAAUUAAUUGAGGCUAUUGUGUAGUAUAACCAGUCACAUAAAUUUGAAAUAAAUAGAAAAAAGCAAUAUUUCUCAAAGUCAUUUGUGUGUAUCCUUUACCAAUUUUAUCAUACUUAAUGUUUACUUAAUAUUUUUAAUAGGACUCAGGGUUUUUAGCCUUGUCCUAGGAAAUAUUAUUUAUGGAGAUUGUGAGUUUUAUAUGCUAAAUUAUAUUCUAAUUUCCAUCAAAAUAAAUAUAUAAUUUUGAAGUUGAAAAUAUUCAUUGGUGUACCAUCUAAGUCUUCUGUACCAUCAUUUGAGAAGCCAUGUGGUAGGAUAUGGCAAUAAUAAUAUUGUUUUUUAGGAAUCCUCCCAUUAUUUUCAUCAAACAGGUCCUGGGAUCUCUAAGAUGAGUCUUAGAGGAGACUGAGGGUCAUAUUGGUGAACUUUGAAAAGUGAUUCAGAGAAAUCUACUUUUCUAUCCUGUAGUUUUAAAUUUCCCUAUGGCAAAUGUAUAUUUUUGAAUCAAAAUUGUUAUUUCUGUUACAUUUGCAGGUUUUAAUAGAGAGGAGGUUUUAUUUUAUACUGACAGGGACUUUAUAAGAAUCCCUUCACCUGUCUGUAUCACUGUGGAAGUCAGAAGUAGGGGCUGGACCAGAGGGUAAGUGGUGGUGCCACGCUGAGGCAAAGAACCAGGAAAGAGCCUUAUUGGUUUAUAUAAACAACUAAGGAAGCAUAGGGCCUUCCAGGUGGGCUCAGUGGAAAAGAAUCCACGUGCCAGUGCAGGAGCUGUGGGUUCGAUCCCUGGGUUGGGAAGAUCCCCUGGAGAAGGGAACCCACUCCAGUAUUCUUGCCUGGAGAAUUCCAUGGAGAGAGGAGCCUGGUGGGCUACAGUUCAUAGGGUUGCAAAGAGUCAGAGAUGAUUGAGCACACAUGCAAGUAAGUGUUACUAGUUUGUUUAAUAAUUCACUUUAUUUAUUGAAGUAUAUUUAUGUACCACCGUUUUCCAAAAGGAAUUUAAGGUGGUUAAAUUUUAUGAUCACUGCCUUGUUUGACAGAAAUCGCAGUUUGAUGUUACAAAGCAUUGUAAAUAUAAACCGUCAUAAACCAUGAAUAGCUACAUCUAGGGAGCUGCUUGUUUCUGGGCUUUUUGUUUUUCUCUUGGUCUUCUCAAUCUUGACUGAAGAAGCCAUGAGACCAAGUUGGAAUCCAGUCCCCUUGCCUUUUUUUUUUUUUUUUCCUUCCCCAGUCCCCUUGCUUUCUCACCUUUCUUCUGACAUAUCUCCUAGCUAAAGACUUCCCCAUUUCUUUAUCCCUGUGAGAGACUAGAUAUCAUAGGCCUUAAGUCAAAGCUGGAAUGAUGUAAAUUUAAAAAAAAAAAAAAUUAAAACACUAAAAACCAAGAAAAUAAUGAAAUCAUUUCAUUGUGGAAGUUAAACUUUUCAGGUACAUUUUUGUCCCACACAUCAGUGGAUGAAAUAGUUAAUAAAACCCUGAGAUACUGGAGUGAGGGAGGAUUUCCAGUAAUAUCAUGUUUAAAUACCUGUGUAAUGGAGAUCAAUUUUUAAGACAGAUAAGUUCUGAAAGUGUCUCUUCACCAAAGGGACUAACAUGUAAGAUUUAUUUGCCCUAAAGAGGCAGAAUAUAGAGCUCUCAGGUUUUGGGAAGAGACGGUGAGGCAAGAUGAAGUCUCAGACAGCAGAGGUAUAGGUUAAAAGAAGUAAUGAUUAAUUACAGUUGGUGAAGCCUUUGAUCAAAGUAUGCAACCAAGAAAAAAAAAACCUGAAUAAUCCACAAAGAGUGCUAAAGGCUUGAACAGAAGGCAGUGUAUCUCACACAGGGAAAGGAGAGCAGUACAGGAUUUUCAGAAGAAGAUAAGCAGAAUUUGGACAAUUUCAGAAGUCUGAACUGAAGGAGACCAGUCGGCCAUGGAUUUUCACCAAUUCUUCAUAAAAUUAGAAUCUAUUAUCUAUCCUUAGGGUCAUAAAUGAUUGUGCUUAUGUUAACCGUACAGUAAACUAUGUCAUUCUGGUGUGAAUUCAUUCUCGUCCUUUGUUAUCUUCAACAUGUUCUAAUUUAAGUGAAUCCUAAAUGUAUUUAUUACAUCAAAAUUCUAGGGAGUUAUAGGAGUGGUUUACUCACUCAGAAACCUAACGUUAUGACUUAUUUCUGUCUAGGAGGGCAAGAUAUUACCCUUUUACAUAUGUUAAUUCAUUUGGUUCCUCCAACCAGGUGAUGUUGCCUUUCUUAUAUGAAAAGAGAUACUGAAGCUUAGACAUGAUAAUAAGUGAUAAUUUCUCAGUUUCUCAGACUGGAAUGUCACUAGAACAUGGAUCAUCUUACUCCUAAUCCAGUGGAUAAAAACAGUGCCUGGAACAGUGUUUUAUAGCACUCUGAAAACAUUUGAUAAAUGUAUUAAAUUUAAUAAAAUGAAUUGCUGCUCAAUACCAAAA